AUGGCAGCUCGCAGGUACAAUGAAGACACGACCCGAGGAUCCAUGUUCACCUACACCAACUCCAACAACACCAGAGCCCACAUGAAACUCCAAUUAAAGCAUCCCCAGUUAGCGGCUCUUUCUCCCGUGGGGUGUGAGGGCCACGGAGCCACUUUCCCACAACAUCUGAGCAGCACCAUUGUCCACUUCAGCUGCGGCAGAAUCAGAGCUGGAAUACCAAUGAAGCCCUGA
Molecule: messenger RNA, 231 nt
Organism: Knipowitschia caucasica
Lineage: Eukaryota; Metazoa; Chordata; Actinopteri; Gobiiformes; Gobiidae
Source: the annotation of a GenBank genome assembly